AUGAUUCAACCGGCAUUUGCUACGAGAGAAGAACGCCAGCAGAACCUUAACACUCAAAUGUGGCAUGCUGCGGCCAUUGGACUGCUCCGGGGGUCUUUAAUUGCUCUAGUUAGUGGAUACUAUUUCAAUUAUCGGUAUAACUAUGCUCAUAAUACAAAGUUUUUCAAAACUCCGUAUAAAGUCUUGUAUUUUGUUACUUGGAAUAUCGUUGGAAUCAUAUUCACAACGGAUAAUGCAAAGAUUAGAUUGGGUAGACAAAUGGCUAUGGAAGAAGAUUUAAGACGGAAUCUUUACGUUCAAGAAGAACUAGAUAAUUGGGGGAAACCAAAUAAAUGA
Messenger RNA from Hyphopichia burtonii NRRL Y-1933, 336 nucleotides. RefSeq lists its product as uncharacterized. Lineage: Eukaryota; Fungi; Ascomycota; Pichiomycetes; Serinales; Debaryomycetaceae. The transcript has a single exon. Bases 1 to 336 code for a protein of 111 amino acids. The record is from RefSeq and is a predicted model, not a curated record.